AUGUACGUGACAAAAGUGAAUACAGAUUUACAAAGAGAAAGAGAUAAUUGCACGUUCAAUAUAACGGAGUUAACAAACAUUUUGGAUGGAGGUGCUCAAAAGACUGCUGAGAGAAAAUUGCGAGAGGACACAGUACUAAAACAGUUGUACAACACCACUGAUGUACCAGCCAUAUACUUGAGUCACAAAGAGAAAUAUGAAGCUGCUGUCAAGAAAGCAUGUGCAAUGUUUCAAAUGAUUAGAAAGUUACAGGAAGAGGAAAAUGCAGGAAUGGAAAAUUAUCAGGCUCUUCUGGGUGGGUCUCUAGGUUCAGCUAUCCUGGGCGAUGGCAACCCUAUCACAUUGCAUUAUGUCAUGUUUAUACCCACUGUUAUGGGUCAAGGAACUGUGGAACAGCAAGCAUAUUGGAUUGGAAGGGCCUUCAACCUCAGCAUUAUUGGAACCUAUGCCCAGACCGAGUUGGGCCACGGUACAUUCAUCCGCGGACUGGAAACGACAGCUACGUACGAUCCAUCCACCAAAGAGUUUGUUCUCAACUCACCCACACUCACCUCGUACAAGUGGUGGCCUGGAGGAUUGGCCCACACGGCAAAUUACUGCAUCGUAAUGGCGCAGUUAUACACACAGGGCAAAUGUCAUGGCAUUCAUCCGUUCAUAGUACAACUGAGAGAUGAAGAAACGCACAUGCCUCUACCUGGUAUUAAGGUCGGGGAGAUUGGUGCAAAACUUGGCAUGAACGGCACGAAUAACGGGUUUUUGGGGUUCGAACAUGUCAGGAUACCAAGAGAUUUUAUGUUGAUGAAGAAUUCUAAGGUUUUGGAGGACGGCACGUACGUGAACGCACCCAGUUCGAAAUUAACUUACGGCACAAUGAUGUUCGUACGAGUGAUGUUGGUGAAUGACAUGUGCAAUUAUAUAGCAAAGGCGGUUACCAUAGCAACCAGGUACUCGGCUAUUAGGAGACAAUCGCAGCCUAAACCAAAUGAACCCGAACCACAGAUCCUAGACUAUCUAACACAACAGCAUAAGUUGUUGGUAGGUAUUGCGUCUGUACACGCAUUUAAGACGAACGCCGACUGGAUAUGGAAUAUGUAUAAUAAUGUAACCUCUGAGAUGGAGAGUGGAGAUAUGGAAAGAUUGCCUGAGCUGCAUGCUCUAUCCUGCUGUCUUAAAGCAAUCGUGACAGCAGAUGCGGCAGAGUGCGUAGAACGAUGCCGUUUAGCGUGUGGCGGACACGGAUAUAUGCUCGCCUCGAAUCUGCCGGUUAUGUAUGGCCUGGUCACUGCUGCUUGCACUUAUGAGGGAGAGAAUACCGUGCUGUUACUGCAAACUGCUAGGUACCUAGUAAAAUCGUGGCAACAGGCGUCUUCAGGCAACACCUUAACCCCCACCGUGUCUUACAUCUCUCGAGUGGGGAACGGACGUCGUUCUCCACCCUGGGACAACACUAUCGAAGGAAUCGUCGAGGGAUUCUUCAAUGUGUCUGCGGGAAAAAUCGGUUUGUGCGUCGCGCAGAUAGAGAAACGUCAGAAGAGUGGCAUGUCGUAUGAAGACGCGUGGAAUAUGACUUCUGUUCAGCUCAUAUCAGCUUCUGAGGCGCACUGCCGAGCAAUAAUCUUAUCCACAUACUACAAGGAGACGCAAGAAUUAGUGAAGACAGUGUCUGCUGAGUUAAAAACAGUGCUAUUGCAGCUAGUUGACUUGUACGUUGUGUACUGGGCGUUAGCCAGAUUGGGAGAUUUGCUUAGGUUCACAUCGAUAUCGGAGCGCGAUAUUGAACAAUUGCAGAACUGGUACGAGAAUACAAUGAGCAAAUUGCGUACGAAUGCCGUUGGACUUGUCGACGCUUUCGAUAUUAGAGACGAGAUUUUAAAUUCAACACUUGGAUCGUACGAUGGUAGAGCGUACGAGCGACUUAUGGAAGAAGCGAUGAAGAGUCCACUUAACGCUCAACCGGUUAAUGAAAGUUUUCACAAAUAUCUAAAACCAUUGAUGCAAGGAAAACUUUGA
Messenger RNA from Pieris macdunnoughi, 2010 nucleotides. NCBI's taxonomy places the organism in Eukaryota, Metazoa, Arthropoda, Insecta, Lepidoptera, Pieridae. The record is from the annotation of a GenBank genome assembly.